Hirundo rustica (Barn swallow) is the source of this 2649-nucleotide messenger RNA. It is a transcript of the gene SYNGR3, whose product is annotated as synaptogyrin 3. The transcript is spliced from 4 exons. Lineage: Eukaryota; Metazoa; Chordata; Aves; Passeriformes; Hirundinidae. Gene Ontology annotation, cellular component: synaptic vesicle membrane; neuromuscular junction. Bases 39 to 731 code for a protein of 230 amino acids. The record is from RefSeq and is a predicted model, not a curated record.
GCUGGGCUCGGCUGGGCGCGGAGCGGGCGUGGGGGAAGAUGGAAGGAGCGUCCUUCGGAGCGGGCCGGGCGGGGGGGGCCAUCGACCCCGUGGAUUUCCUGAAGCAGCCGCAGACCCUCCUCCGGGUGACCACCUGGAUCUUCUCCAUCGUGGUGUUCGGCUCCAUCGUGAACGAGUGCUACGUGAACAAGGACGGCCAGCACCCCGAGCUGCUCUGCAUCUUCAACGAGAAUGAGAGCGCCUGCAGCUACGGCAUCGCCGUGGGCGUCAUCGCCUUCUUCGGCUGCAUCUUCUUCUUCGUGGUGGACCUGUACUUCCAGCAGAUCAGCAGCGUCAAGGACCGCAAAAGGGCCGUGCUGCUGGACCUGGGCUUCUCAGGUUUCCUGGCCUUCCUGUGGUUUGUAGCUUUCUGUUUCCUGGCAAACCAGUGGCAGAGGACGACGCUGACCAGGGGCUUCUCGCAGGGCGCCGACGCGGCGCGGGCGGCGAUCACCUUCUCCUUCUUCUCCAUCAUCAUCUGGGUGGUGCUGGCGCUGCGGGCGCUGCAGCGGUACCGCCUGGGCACGGACAUGUCCCUGUUCGCCACCGAGCAGUUCGGCACCGAGCCCGGCGCCUCCUACCCCGGCUACCCCGGCGGCAGCGGCGUGGAGAGCACGGAGACCUACCAGAGCCCCCCGUUCACCGAGACCUUAGAGCCCAACCCCAAAGGUUACCAAGUGCCAGCGUACUGAGGGGCUUGGGGCGGUGCCCCCCCCGCCCGGUCCCAAAUGCAUCCCAGUCCCGUUCCCCUGCCGUGGCCGGUCAGCGCCGGGUCCCUUUAUUAGCUCGUUGUGCAGUGAAUUCUGUACAGUGGUAUUGGUUCUUGUCUUACCUGUCCCAGGGUUUCUAAAAGCAGUGUUCCCUCUAAGCCGGGAGGAAGGAAGGUCGGUAGCGCGUCACCCACGCGUGGGGAAGAGGAGGAGAUUCCCCCUCUGAGCUCUGCUGGGAAAGCCCAGGACGCCUUUUCCUCUUAGAAAACAGCAGCUGAGGAAUUAUUCUCUCGUUCUUCCAGAGCAGAAUCCAUCGAGGGUGGGUGGGCGGUGGGGAGAGCUGGCGCUGUCUGCUCCCGCUGCGGAGCUUCCGGUCCAGGUUCCACGGAAAGCGCCAAAUUCACGGGGAAAUCAGCGGUGUCUGUGUUGUUUCUCUUUGUGUAUAUUUGCUGUACAAAACAAAUAUCCAAACAGGGGUUUCAAAACUUGGUUUAGAGGCACGGGGUGGGGCACAGCAGGCCGGGGUUGGGAUCAGCGUCCAGAUCGCUUCUACACUUCAGCAGGUUCUGGUUGAGGAUUUGAAAAGUCGCUGGUUGGAAGUGGAAACCAGCAGGAGCUGGUUGCUAGCUGGGAAUAGCCUGUGACCCGCGGGAAUUCUGUUCCUCCACGGGGGAUUGGGAAGUUUGUAAAUUCCUAAGGAAUUUUUGGUUGGCAGCGCUGACACAUCCUCACCCUGGAGAGGUGAGGGCCAAGGUGAGAGGCUCAGCCUCGACAUCCAAGGCCUUUAGGAGCGAUACUGGACUUGUGUUUUCAUCCUGGGAGCAGCCACCGUCUGUCAGCUGCGGCAGAGCCCCGGGAGGGGACACGUGUGUCACCCUGCAGCCUCCAGGAAUUUGGGGAUUCGGGCAGGGAGCUGGGAGGGCUGCACAGGCCACCGGAGUCCAUCCCGCACGGGCUCACGGCCCCGCGUUUGGAAACUGGGAAGAGAACCGGUGAAAAGCAGCCGGGAAAGAGGCUCAGGUUUGGGGGGUUCAGCUGCAAAGAACAAAGCAGGGGAUGUGCGAAAUCCUUGUCAGCCACCUGCAGCUUUCCCUGCCCGUGUGGCGGCCGGUCCGGGCUGUGCCGCUAAGGGCUGAGCAGAGGAGCUGAGAUGUGAAUUCCCAGCCCCGCCGGCGGCAGCUCCGUGCCUGGAUUCUCCCGGCAGCCCGGGGUCCGGCCUCGCCCGUCCGUGCCGGCAAAGCCAGCGCUGCCUUCCGACCUCGUGAGGAGCAAUAGCCACCACCUGUCCCCUCCCUGUCACGGGUCCUGCUCACCGCAGCUCCUUCCCGCUGCUCGCGGCAGAUCCGCGCGCUAAUUAAUGAGCGGCGCGUAAAUGCACUAAUUAGGCAGCCAGUCGUCCCGAGAGGUCACUGCCGGUGGCCAAGCGCGUUCCCCGCCUUGGCUCCGGGUCCUGGCUGUGCCCGGCUCCUGACCACGGACACCCCAGCCCAGUGCAGUAUCAGCCUCAGUGAAUUCCGGGAUCUCCGUGGUUUUGUGGAGUCAGUUUUGCUGGGAAAGGAAAAAAAAAAAAACCCACAAAAACAAAAAACCCCGAGGAUUUUAAUACAGGGUAGGGUAGAACCGUAGCAAUAUUUUCCUUAGAGGGAACACUGAAACUUUAGCAGCACAAACAGUAACUUGUGUUAAUAUUUUAGCAAAAUUAUAAUCAAUUUAAAUGUUUAAAUUGAUUGUACGUGAGAUAAUGUUCGUUGGGUACCAGUGUAUUUUUUUCUAACUAUAACAUAACCGUUGCGGAGUUUCCGUGUAACUGUAAAGAGCUAAAGCUGUGUCUGCCUGCGGGACGUGUCCUGCCCCGUGUGCCCCCCGUGCUGAAUAUUACACGCUCUGAAUGUCCCCCCCA